GCAGCUGGAGGUCCUGAAAGUCUGGUUCCCACCUUGACAGCCUCUUCCCAUAGGCGAUGCGCACCCAGGCACCGGAGGGCAGAGGACAAAAAGCUGCCAAUCACUACUUCCUCCAUCUCUGUGAAGAGACCAGCUUCUAACAGACCCAUCAUGCAAGGCUGGCUCAAUCUCCCCACCCUCUGUCACUUUCUUCUCCCAUGGACCUUCACCACCUUACACAAAACCCUGGGAGACCCAGCAUCCCAUCGGGGCCCCAACUACCUCCUGCCCCCCAUCCACGAGGUCAUUCACUCUCGUCGUGGCGACACAACCACGCUGCCCUGCGUCCUGGGCACCCUGCCUCCCAGCUACAAGGUGCGCUGGAGCAAAGUGGAGCUAGGGGAGCUCCGGGAAACGCUGAUCCUUAUCACCAACGGACUGCAUGCCCGGGGCUACGGGGCCCUGGGGAGCCGAGCCAGGAUGCGGAGGGGGCAUCGGCUAGACGCCUCCCUGGUCAUUGCGGGCGUGCGUCUGGAGGACGAGGGCCGGUACCGCUGUGAGCUUAUCAACGGCAUCGAGGACGAGAGUGUGGCCCUGACCCUGCGCCUGGAGGGUGUGGUGUUUCCGUACCAGCCCAGCCGGGGCCGGUACCAGUUCAACUACUACGAGGCCAAGCAGGCGUGCGAGGACCAGGAUGGACGCCUGGCCACCUAUGCCCAGCUGUACCAGGCGUGGACCGAAGGUCUGGACUGGUGUAACGCGGGCUGGCUGCUCGAGGGCUCCGUGCGCUACCCUGUGCUUACAGAGCGCGCUCCGUGCGGCGGCCGUGGUCGGCCGGGGAUCCGAAGCUACGGGCCCCGCGACCGGAAGCGCGACCGCUACGACGCCUUCUGUUUCACCUCGGCGCUUGCAGGCCAUGUGUUCUUCGUGCCCGGGCGGCUGACGCUGUCUGAAGCCCACGCGGCGUGCCGGCGGCGCAGGGCCGUGGUGGCCAAGGUCGGGCACCUCUAUGCCGCCUGGAAGUUCUCGGGGCUGGACCAGUGCGACGGCGGUUGGCUGGCGGAUGGCAGCGUGCGCUUCCCCAUCACCACGCCGCGGCCGCGCUGCGGGGGCCUCCCUGAUCCCGGAGUGCGCAGCUUCGGCUUCCCCCAGCCCCAGCAGGCCAACUACGGGACCUACUGCUAUUCGGAGUAGGGUCCCAUCGCACCCCCUUCAACACGCACGACAAAGCCUGGGAGUCGUGGCGGACGUCUCUUGCCGCCCCUUUCCCUCGAGCCUCCCCUCCUGCCAGAUGAGAAGCAGCCCUCCUGAGAGGGCUGCGGGCCGCGGAUCCAAGCUGAUCGGGUGUUGGGAGGGGAGGUAGUGGGUUCCCGGUGGCGGGGUGCAGCUGUGAUCCUCGGACCUGCGGAUCAAGGCCCCGUGGCAGUUUGCGUGCCCCCAGCAGAGGAC
Molossus molossus (Pallas's mastiff bat) is the source of this 1428-nucleotide messenger RNA. It is a transcript of the gene HAPLN2, whose product is annotated as hyaluronan and proteoglycan link protein 2. Gene Ontology annotation, molecular function: hyaluronic acid binding. The coding region runs from base 151 to 1173 and encodes 340 amino acids. The record is from RefSeq and is a predicted model, not a curated record. Lineage: Eukaryota; Metazoa; Chordata; Mammalia; Chiroptera; Molossidae. Gene Ontology annotation, biological process: cell adhesion. The transcript has 7 exons.